GACAAGGGGGUCUCUUGUGAGCCCCCCACCAAGUGAGUCGAGGAGGGCUGGCCCCACCCCCGUGGAUUCGGAGUCUGUAGGAGAGGUGACACCUGUCAUGUCCCCACCCCGUGGGCACCUUCCCGUCUCUCAGAGGGUGGCCCGUGGUCAUGAGUUCCCCAUCCCGUGUCCCUCUUGGGGAAACAGGUUUCGGGACAACUGGUCUUGUAGCAUGGGGCAGCCAGGCCGCCUGGGUGCAGCUGUGCCUGAAGGCCUCCUGGCACCGGGACAGGGCAGCUGAUCCCACCAGCGGGAAGGUGGUGCGUUCCGGUGCUGGGAUCCACCAGCUCACAGGCGGAGCUGCGAGCCUCCAGUGCUCAGCCCUCGGCGGGGCCUGCCUGGCAGCCCCACACACAGAGGGCGUCAGGGUGGCGGGGGCACGUGUUACAUGGGGGCCCUGGGUCUGAGUCACCCACUUCCUCCGUAUCUGGAUGGGAGGGCGCAGCGCCCCUCCUCCACGCCGUCCUGAUCUGGAAGGAUAAAUGGGGAGGGGAAAGCCUGCUGGGUAGAAGGAACAGGGAGCGGCCAGGGUAAGUCCCCACUCUCAGAGACCCUGACAUCAGUGGCACCUGCAGCAGAGUGGCCCAGCCUCAGACUCAGAGCACCAAGACCCAGGCCCCCCGUGCCAGUUCCAUUCUUCACCCCACAAUCUGCAGCCCCCAGCCCUGCCCCGUGAGCCCCGGCCAGGCCCACGAUGCCCCUCCUUGCUCCCCAGAUGCUGAACCUGCUGCUGCUGGCACUGCCCGUCCUGGUGAGCCCGGCCCACGCGGCCCCUGCCCCAGCCCAGGCCCUGCAGCGAGCGGGCAUCGUCGGGGGGAAGGAGGCCCCCAGGAGCAAGUGGCCCUGGCAAGUGAGCCUGAGACUCCACGACCAGUACUGGAUGCACAUCUGUGGGGGCUCCCUCAUCCACCCCCAGUGGGUGCUGACCGCGGCACACUGCGUGGGACCGGACGUCAAGGAUCUGGCCGACCUCAGGGUGCAGCUGCGGGAGCAGCACCUCUACUAUCAGGACCAGCUGCUGCCGGUCAGCAGGAUCAUCGUGCACCCGCAGUUCUACACUGUCCAGACCGGGGCGGACAUCGCCCUACUGGAGCUGGAGGAGCCCGUGAACGUCUCCAGCCACGUCCACACGGUCACCCUGCCCCCUGCCUCGGAGACCUUGCCUCCGGGGACGCCGUGCUGGGUCACCGGCUGGGGCGACGUGAACAAUGAUGAGCCCCUCCCACCGCCAUUUCCCCUGAAGCAGGUGAAGGUCCCCAUAAUGGAAAACCACAUUUGUGAUGCGAAAUACCACUCCGGACUCUACACGGGAGACGACGUCCGCAUCAUCCGUGACGACAUGCUGUGUGCCGGGAACAGCCGGAGGGACUCCUGCCAGGGCGACUCCGGAGGGCCCUUGGUCUGCAAGGUGAAUGGCACCUGGCUGCAGGCGGGCGUGGUCAGCUGGGACGAGGGCUGUGCCCAGCCCAGCCGGCCCGGAAUCUACACUCGCGUCACCUACUACUUGGACUGGAUCCACCGCUACGUCCCCGAGAAGCCCUAAGCCAGGCCUGUGUCACUCAGGUCAGCAGAGGGCCAGCCCCUCCUGUCCAAACCACCACUGCUUCCGACCCAGGUGGCUACUGCCCCCCACACCUUCCCUGCCCCGUCCCGAGUGCCCCUUCCUGUCCUGAGCCCCCUGCUCUGUCCCGAGCCCCUUCCCCUGUCCUAAGGACCCUUCCCCAUCCUGAGCCCUCUCCCCUGUCCUGAGCCUGACCCCUGCACGGGGCCCUCCGGCCCUCCCCUGCCCAGCUAGCUGGUGGUGGGUGCUAAUCCUUCUGAGCGCUGGACCUCAUUAAAGUGCAUGAAAAUCA
Molecule: messenger RNA, 1892 nt
Organism: Cercocebus atys (sooty mangabey)
Lineage: Eukaryota; Metazoa; Chordata; Mammalia; Primates; Cercopithecidae
Product: tryptase alpha/beta-1
Exons: 5
Coding region: 734-1582 (282 amino acids)
Biological process (GO): proteolysis
Molecular function (GO): serine-type endopeptidase activity
Source: RefSeq, a predicted model, not a curated record